AUGAGGAGGGGGAAGGAGCAGAAAGGCGGAACCCAAACACUGGGCUGCACCGACUCACUGAUACACAGACCCACUCGCACUGAUACACAGACCCACUCACACUGAUACACAGACCCACUCGCACUGAUACACAGACCCACUCGCACUGAUACACAGACCCACUCGCACUGAUACACAGACCCACUCGCACUGAUACACAGACCCACUCACACUGAUACACAGACCCACUGGCCGCACCGCACAGGAGGGAUUGAGGAUCCAGUCUCCCAAAGGAUUAUCGGUUCCUGUGUAUCAGGAGAUUGGGCCCCUGGCUCCGGUACUGUGGCCCCUGCAUGUAGAAGCCGGACGUGUGGCCCCUGGGCUGUGGCACCAUGUUUGCCUUCUACUCCCUGCUGGUCUAUAUCAUCUACACCUUCCUCAGGCGCCAGCAGCCCCCGGCCGGGGACAUUCAGCACCAGGGACAGCUCCCAGAUGACCCUGCGGGGAAAAACAAAAAGAAACAGCCCCCCCAGGCCCAACUGUGGCCGGAACUGGACGACCUGGAAAGCAGCUCUGACAGUGAUGGGGUCUCUAAUUCUGAGACUGAGGAGGACGAUGACCCAGAAAGCAGAUGUCUCUUACUGCAAGACGUCAACUCCCCACUAACUGAAUUCUUAGCCUUCAAGCAAGAAGCCGCCAUGGGGAGACCUUCGGCUGGACCUGAAGAAUCUGCCAAGCCACCUUCUCCGCUCCUUGUGGUGAUGUCCCACCUCAUCACUUUCUUGGAGCACUACUCCCAAAUGCAGCGGCUUCAGGGGAAGGCCCAGGAGUACAGGAACCAACUGAGGCAGGAGGAACGGAGGCGCAGGAAGCAGCUACGGACCCUGCGCGGGGCCUACAGGCAACGCAUGAGAGACAAACUGAGUCUGAUUGGGAGCCUGGAGAUAGUGAUUAAUGAGCAACAGGGCAUGUUGGAGAGGCUGCAGAGUGGCGCCAUUGGCCAAAUGCUCCCAGUCUCCCCCCAUUCCCCGGUGGGAGUGCACAAACUAGUGGAGUCCAUCAGUGUCCUGCAAGGGGAGAGGGCCCAACUGAGAGAAGAGAUUGGAGGACUGAAGCAGGACAUCGAAGAAAAGGAGAGAGAGAAGGAGACCCUUUCCUGCACCCUCCAACAACAGAUUGAAGAGUUAAAAGUGAAGAUUCAGCAGAGGGAGGAGGAGCUCUCCCAGCUCAGGAUGGAAAUGGGGGUCACUGACUCUGAGAAGCGAAUCCAGAACCUGUCUGUGGAAAACGAAAGUCUGAAGCAGAAUCUCAGUGUGACCCAAGGGCUCCUGGAAAGGAUGGCGACUGUUACGGCCCAACCCCCUGCGCAUUUAAUGAAGGAGAAUGAAGACCUGCGCAAUAAGGUGCAACACCUGGAGGGCUCCCUCCAGCAGAAGGUGGAGCAGUUGGUUCUCACAAAGGGGCAGGUUGACACGAUGCAGUGGUGCAAGGAGGAGGAGAUACGGCACAUGGAUGAGAAAAUCCAAGGGCUGCAACUUUCCCUGGAAAAUGAAAGGAAGAAACCUCCACAUGUAGAGUAUGUGACAAAGACGCUGGAGAUUGAGUCUCCGACCAUGAUACGCUCCAUGAUGGAGGCUGAGGAAAGAAACCGCGUGCUCUUGAGCCAAAUCUCCUGUCAGGGAGAGAAGUGCCAGAAACUGGAGGAUCGUCUCAAGGAAUCAGAAGAUCUGACCACUAACCUCAGGGUUAAGAUUUCAUCGUACGAAACAGAGAUUGAAAAGCUCAAGCAUGAGCUAAUGGAGGAGAUCCACCAUCUUGAAUCACAGAAGGAAGAGGCCAUCAAAGAAGCAUCGGAAUGUUCUGAACAACAUCUUGACCACCUGAAGGAACAGCUGGCAGGGGUACAGAGCCGACUGGCCUCCUUGCAGCCCCUCCUGAAGAACAUGAAGACAAACUACAACAGUCUGAGGAGCCAAGUCAAGAACUUCUCUCAGUUUUAUGAGAUGUCCAUCAGGGAAGCCAAAAAGCAGAUCUGCAGCGCCAUCACCGAUGUGUCAGAGUCCAACAAGGACCUUCUGGCCAAGUACCAGCGAGAGGUGCAGCUCCGCAAGAGAUACCACAACCAACUGGUGGAGCUAAAGGGGAACAUCCGUGUCCUCUGCAGGGUGAGGCCCCACAGCCACAAUAAUGAGGAGGAAGGAUCCUUAACGUCCCCCAUAACCAUCGAUAUGAAUGAUGAUACCAGGCUCUCCGUGUUUUAUAAAGGGAAAGAGAAAAACUUUGAACUGGAUAAAGUCUUUGUGCCUCAGGCCAAACAGGAGGAGGUUUUCCAGGAGAUUGAGCCGAUGGUCAUGUCCUGCAUCAACGGCUACAACGUUUGCAUCUUUGCUUAUGGGCAGACUGGCUCUGGGAAAACGUACACAAUGGAGGGAACCCUGGAAAACCCAGGCAUUAACCAGCGAGCCAUGCAGGCCCUGUACAAGGAAAUGGAGGCCCGGAAAGGCCUGUGGCAUUACACUGUGAGCCUCAGCAUGGUGGAGAUUUACAACGAGGUGAUCAGGGACCUACUCUCUAAAGAUCCACAAGAGAAACUGGACAUCAAGCUAAACCCAGAUGGAAGUGGUCAGCUACACGUGCCAGGUCUGACCAGCACAGAAGUCAACAGCUUCCGGCACAUCAAGAAGCUGCUGACACUUGGGAAGAAGAACAGGGCCACGUUCUGCACCAACAUGAAUGAGAGAAGCUCACGUUCCCACGCGUUACUGACCAUUAACAUCAGCGGGAAAGACCUCACCACUGGCACUGUGACCACAGGAAAGCUGAACUUGGUGGACCUGGCCGGCUCUGAGCGUGUCUGCAAGUCUGGGGCAGAGGGAGAGAGGCUGAAGGAGGCUCAGAAUAUCAACAAGUCCCUUUUGGCUCUGGGGGAGGUGAUCCAGGCACUGCGAGCCAAACAGGGCCAUAUACCCUUUAGGAACUCCAAACUCACCUACCUGCUGCAGGACUCCCUGGGCAAGGGCAACAAAACUGUGAUGAUGGUGCAGGUAUCACCAUCGGAAGGGAACGUCGGAGAGACCGUUUGCUCCCUGAAGUUUGCCCAGAGGGUCUGCAAGGUGGAACUUGGCCCAGCGUCACGGCGGAUCGACCCCGGAUCCAUCAACAUCUAACCAAGUCACUGGGCACAUCCCCGGCAUUGGAUCUGCUUUGGGCACAUCCCCGGCAUUGGAUCUGCUUUGGGCACAUCCCCGGCAUUGGAUCUGCUUUGGGCACAUCCCUGGCAUUGGAUCUGCUUUGGGCACAUUCCCGGCAUUGGAUCUGCUUUGGGCACAUCCCCGGCAUUGGAUCUGCUUGGGCACAUCCCCGGCAUUGGAUAUGCUUGGGCACAUCCCUGGCAUUGGAUCUGCUUGGGCACAUCCCCGGCAUUGGAUCUGCUUGGGCACAUCCCCGGCAUUGUCACUUUUCCACCCAGACUUUACAGAACCUUUAAUGGCAGCUGAGCCUGGAAUAUAUAUCGCAGUAUUAAUGCCUUAAAUGCCAGAAUACUGCAUGGCAAGAGCAUUGGCAGUGCCAACUACACCGACAGCUGCAAAUGGGGGAAUGUGCCAAACACAGACAUGGCAGCUUCAUUACACGCCAAGACAAAAGCCCAGGAGAGGAGGGGCUUCUUGUUAACCAUUUCAGUGCUGGGGGAAUGGCAGCAAAGCGUGGUGCUAAUAACCCUUUGGGUGCUGGGUGCAUGCAAUAAAUAACCCUUUGCUUCCAGCUCUCUCCAGCUGCUUUUUUAAGAGCUAUUAGUGCCACGGAGUGUGGCGGCCAAGACAGUCAUGUGGGAUCUAUUAAAGCCACAAGCCCCAUCUUAAUGGCCACGUUUAGGCUCAAGGUGCCAACACCCUUCCUAUUUAUCCGUUAAUGUACAAAGCAACACUUUAUGGUAUUGGGAGCGUUGGCGUUUGAGUCCCGAGGGAUUGUGCCAAUCUGCUGCAGCUGGACACAGUACAGGAACUGGUUAAACACGCGUGUGUAUGUGCAAGACUUUCCCUUUAAAGCUGAGACUGUAACGUGUUACUUACCCUUGUCACUAAUAUACAUUAUAGGUCCGGCUCCCAAAGUGGCCCCCGUACAGUAGGACCCAGUUUGUUCCUAUGUGUUUCCUAAAGGGGCCCCUCGUUAUAGGAGUCACUUGUAUUUGAUACUGAAAAGCUGCAUUAAAUAAAACUAAAUUCUAAGCGA
Xenopus tropicalis (tropical clawed frog) is the source of this 4209-nucleotide messenger RNA. RefSeq names its product kinesin family member C2 (gene kifc2). NCBI's taxonomy places the organism in Eukaryota, Metazoa, Chordata, Amphibia, Anura, Pipidae. The record is from RefSeq and is a predicted model, not a curated record. Gene Ontology annotation, biological process: microtubule-based movement. The coding region runs from base 372 to 3146 and encodes 924 amino acids. Gene Ontology annotation, cellular component: adherens junction; kinesin complex; centrosome. Gene Ontology annotation, molecular function: cytoskeletal motor activity; microtubule motor activity; nucleotide binding. The transcript is spliced from 19 exons.